UCGAAAGCUUCGUAGAAUAAUGUCGUGAGUGAUUGAAAAACUAAGUCGGCCGUAUCGCUUUGUUUGCAUUUUGACUGUGUGUAGAAUCCGACAGAAAAGGGGAACAAAAGAGAACAAGAAAUAUUCACAAAUGUUGUGAGUUCAGUAAUCAAAGCGAGCGGUAGUUAGUCAAGUGGAAGAGUCCAUCUAAGCAACAGCUAAACUAGCGUAGCGCACCGAUCUGCUCAGUGACGGUUUGAAAAGUCCGACGAAUGCGAUGAUCGUAAUAAUAAAACAAAUUAAUAGACGGUCGCCAGUGCACUGUGACGUGCGAGAAUAAAUUUCAAAUACUUAAUUGAUCACAACUAUUUUUGGAUUGAACACUAAUCGAAUGAAUUACUUUGAACGAACGAAGAAAAGCCAAAUAGCCGUGUUUCCUCCCAUAUACCUGUCUAUAUCCACAAAAACUGUGAUUUAUUUAAUCUGUGUGUGGUUGUGCUUCUUACUUUUUUCGAAAUAAAAUAAACAAAUUGAUUUAAUCGGUACAAAGGCCUAACAAAGUUUUGGCGAUUUUAGUGAAAUAAACAAUUUUGGAAUUAAACAACAAAAAAAAAACAGAUUUCAAAAAAAAAAUAUUGUAUUAACCCACAGUCGGACCUUGCAUAGCAUGUCCAAUGAUGAACUUCAGAGAUUCAUUUUACUGAAUUCCGAACUUAAAUACCUGUGGAACCAAUACAACGUGCAACGACACCAAACAACACAUAUACCAAAGGAAGUGCAACCAAAUCCGCAUGAUGCCAACAAUAAUAACAACAGAAUAACACCAACAUCUGAGAGGAUCACCAGUCCAGGAUCGAACAGCACGCCAUAUAAUUCCAGAAGGAUACACAACUUGAGACGGUCAUUCUCUGGAUCUGAUUCCCAGUCAUCCGAAUCGACAUCGAUUGACAUUUUAGGCAUCGAGGACUGUGGUGACAAUAUUAUGUCACCGGUAAGCAUUCCAUCUUCACAGACAUCUUUACUCCCAUCGGAACCCAGAUUGACAUCGUUGCCGCAGCAUCUACACUCCGCACAAACAAUGGAACUGACCGCAGCCAAUGUACCAUCGGGGUUUCCCCUCAACUACCAGCAACUGUACGCCAGUAACGCAGCUCUGUAUGGAGCGCCGGUUAUGUUCUCGGGGGCCUUACACGCCGCCCAUGCCUCCUACAUGGCUGGACUGCCCAUGCAUGCCGCUUUACCACCGAAUGAAUCCUAUCUGAAAGCCAUACAGGCAGCAGCGUGCGGUUUAUAUAAUCCGGCGGGGCUACCGCACCCCAUGACGAACCCCAAUGUAAUGUCGUGUAAGGCCGCCAAUAUGCACAAUCCGGCGACACCUAUGAUGGCGCUGGCGCCAUCUGCACCCAUUACAAUGCCCCCCAAGUCGCCACAGUACACAAACGUCAACGACAACCAUAUCAGUAAACCGGAAUCGGAACAACACCAUUUCGCGACAUCGUUAAAUGGAUCCGGGUCGGUGAGAUUAGGCAAUGCCAGCUCAACAAACGGUACCUACUUAAACGAAAAAGUGAAUGAGUCUGGCAGUGAUGCGGCGAAUGACUCGCAUUUCAAGGUGCCCAAUGGGAAAGAGGGAACCCUAAAACACCGCAUACUUAAACCUUCAAGCAGCGAAGGUUCCGAUGCCACCAAAACCCCUGUUAUGAGGACUUACACCACUACUUCAAACUUCAAGAAGGGUACUUACAUCGAACUCGCCAAUGGUGCUCUCAGGCGUGUGGAAGAUAUGCGUACCGAAGACUUCAUUCAAUGUGCUGACCGUAGUCCGCAACAUCAACUUGCGGAAUCGACUGUUGUCAAAAUAAGCACAUCGUCGCAGCAGCCGGUGGCUAUAAUAACAUUCAGUUACGACAGGAACCGUUCAAAGGUGGAUAUGGAAGUUUCUGUGGAUCAUCCGUUUUUCGUUUAUGGCCAAGGCUGGGCGUCCUGCAAUCCAGAAAUGUCAAUGCAGGUGUUCGGACUCAAGUGCCAGAGGCUGCAAGUAGGCGAUAUUUGCAUUUCAUUAACGAAGCGUACCACCGAAGUUCCUCCCAACUCCCAACGGCGACAUUCCCUGUCAUCGGUGUCAAAUAAUCCCAAUGUCAACUCAAAUACCUCACCAAUGCAACCGUCAACAAUGAGUUCUACAUCGGAGCUAUCGUACCCACCGCACUUAAAUGCUAAUGCAUUCUCAAUGGCAGGUCCACCUAAUCUCCCCCACCCGCUGCCUUCCUAUGCGGAAAUGGCCAAACUCAUGUCGUCGUAUGCAUAUGCUAAAGGUCUACCGCAAAUUUCCCCCGAGCAAUUAAAAGAAGUUGUCAUGGAUGCUAGCAUGCUGCAGAGUCUUUCACCGAAGAUGGUCAAUGCCGCGUUCUAUCAAAACCAAAUUUAUCAAUACGCCCAACAACAGCAGGAGCUAUUGAGGCGCAAUGAUUUUAAAUACAGUCAGGAGCGAUCAUCGCCAUUGCGCCCAGCAUCAGGGCACGACGUUGACACUAACCAGCCUGCGACCCACACGCCACUGCAAACCCAACCCCUUGAUGCGUCCAUUUCGCGAAAACGCCGCUGGUCAGCUCCAGAAAAUAUGUUCGACGACGAAGACGCCGAUACUCAGCCUUCAAGAAACCCCCACCUGCCGUCUUCAUUGGGUACAUUGUCGCCAGCGACCACUGCCCGGACAUAAGCGUGUCGUAUUUACGCCAACACCAAUCCAUCGAAAUGCAAACACUCGCACAUCCUUUAAUGAUCUCAAAUACUCAUGAAAGAAAGUGUAUCGCUCGAAUCGGCGAAGGUCCCGCAUCGAACGCAAAUUUGCCACUUGAAAUGCGGCACUUUUUUGAUUAGCACAUCAAAAGCUAACGAUCUGUAACGACUCAAGUCUAUUCGGCCAACAAUUGCCCUGACCUUAGCCGCCUCGGUAGCAAUAGCGAGCCUGCAACAACUAAACUCCCAGCCAUAUUACAAUACACAAACAACGAUAUUCCUAAGUUUAGUCUAAGCAAUUAUAUGCAACAACGACUUCAUAAAAUGUUUUAUAAAGUCAUUUUUUACAAAUUGCCACUACUGCGAAGAUAGCGCACGUGUGCAUGUCUAUAUGUAUGUGUGUGUGUACUAUAUUCCAAUUGUUCCACACGAUUCUCAAAAAUAGACGUUCCGAAAUCCCAAACUUGAUAGUAUUGCAGACAUAUCCAUACAUAUGUAUGUAUAUACCGUAACGUCUAUGUAGUCAAAUUAUUUACACUUCGAAAUCAGGGUGCAUACGAUAAUUAUUUUGUAAAUAUGUAAAUUUAUCUAUUUGUAAAUUGUAACAAUGUUCGUAAAUAAAUCAUAGAUGUGUAACAUA
Musca domestica (house fly) is the source of this 3358-nucleotide messenger RNA. RefSeq lists its product as uncharacterized. Gene Ontology annotation, molecular function: RNA binding; protein binding. The transcript has 4 exons. Lineage: Eukaryota; Metazoa; Arthropoda; Insecta; Diptera; Muscidae. Gene Ontology annotation, biological process: regulation of DNA-templated transcription. The coding region runs from base 647 to 2698 and encodes 683 amino acids. The record is from RefSeq and is a predicted model, not a curated record.